AUGGGUCUCAUGUUCAGUCGUAUAUUCAAUCGCUUUUUUGGCAAAAAAGAAGUCAGAAUCCUCAUGGUGGGCUUGGAUGCCGCAGGCAAAACCACCAUCCUGUUCAAGUUGAAAUUGGGUGAGGUUGUCACGACAAUUCCCACAAUCGGUUUCAACGUCGAGACAGUGGAGUACAAAAAUGUCAAGUUCACCGUAUGGGACAUUGGAGGGCAAAUUAGGAUCCGCCCGCUAUGGCGCUACUACUUUCAAAAUACGCAAGGUACGCGUAACCGUUUUUUAUGAUGUUCCAGGUCUUGUAUUCGUCGUUGACAGUAAUGAUUGUGAAAGAAUAGUCGAAGUUCGUGAGGAAUUACAGGGUAUGCUAAAUGAAGAUGAGCUACGUGAUGCCGCCUUGCUGGUGUUUGCAAAUAAACAGGUAUGCAUGUUGAAACAAUAAAUGUCUUUUCCAUCACAGGAUCUGCCAAACGCAAUGCCGGCCUCUGAGAUAACAGAGCGGCUCGGUCUCUGCGCUCUUCGUGGACGUCAGUGGUACGUGCAGGCCACGUGCGCUACAUCAGGCACUGGUCUCUACGACGGCCUGGACUGGCUGAGCAACAGCCUUUCCUUCGCCAAACGAUGA
This is a messenger RNA of Spirometra erinaceieuropaei, 619 nucleotides long. The record is from the annotation of a GenBank genome assembly. NCBI's taxonomy places the organism in Eukaryota, Metazoa, Platyhelminthes, Cestoda, Diphyllobothriidea, Diphyllobothriidae.